CGCUAACGAAAAUAACGCAGAACAACAUCAUUGGGAUUCGGAUUCCGGGGGUAGCGUAUAGAAGAUCACAAAAUUUGAUGCCGAUGGCAGCACCGGCGGCCACUAGCCGGUUUUCGGCGUCGGACUUACCGCCGUUGCCGCCAGCGGAGCAACUUUUGACCGUCGAUUUUCUAAGCGAACAGAUGACCCAUUGCAUGAAUUUCUUCUCCGUUCCCCGAUGCACGGACGACGUAAAUGGUGGGUUUUACCACUUUUACGCCGAAGACGGCGAGGUGUUCGACACACGGACGAAGCUUUUGGUUACGCAAGCCCGCUUCGUGUUUAGUUACGCCAAGGCCCACGAGCAAUUAUCCAAAACAAGAGCUGCCGCCCCGAUGGAAUCUUACUUGAAAGCCGUGAUGCGUGGGAUUAAUUACUUGUUUCACGGCCCGCUCCGAAACCCGGAGAACGGUGCGUAUUUUUGGUCGAUCAGGGAGGGACCAACCACAGACCCGAUGGAACCACUUGACCUAACGAUGAAAAAGGUCCCCCCGGAGCCGCUGGACAGCCGGAUUUACACCUACGGCUUGGCGCAGUGUCUGCUCGCCUACAGUGCGGCACUGAAGCUCGGUGUGAAGGAGGCAAGGAAAAUGGUCGACGAAACUUGGGACACGCUGGAAGCAAAGAUGUGGGACGCCGAAAAUGGGUUGUACGCGGAGGAGGCAGAUGACAACUGGAACUGGACCAGUUACCGCAGCGAGUCCGGGAAUCUACACAUGACGGAAGCGCUCUUAGAAACCUACGCGGCGACGAAAGAUUUGAAGUUCUUCCGCCGCGCACUACUUAUCGCCGAUAACAUUUGUCGUCGACAGGUCACGGUGACCCGACUACAGAAAGCGGUUGCUGGAACGGAUAGCGGAGCGCCGAGGAAAGCGUCUAAAAAUCUAGUUCUUGAGGACAAAUAUGCGGCUCGUGAGGGAGGAACCACGUGCACGACAGAGAGCAGUACUGCGGAAGUUGAGACAAUGUCCGGUCGCUUGUCCCGGACUUGUCUACCGCUGAUUUGGGAGCACUACGAUGAAAAAUGGGAACCCGUUUUGGACUUCACGAACACCUCCAAAGAAUUGGAAAUUUUCCGGCCGUGGGGCUUUCAACCCGGGCACCAAGUCGAGUGGGCGCGGUUCCUGCUGGAGCUGCACGAAAUCGGAAAAGGUGUCGAAGGUUGCGAACAGGAGUGGUUGCUGCCGAAAGCGCGGAACCUCUUCCACCUCGCGGUCAAGUACGCCUGGGAUGUGGAAAAGGGCGGCUUGGCGUACAGCUUGAACUUAGAUGGCAGUAUCUGCAACUACGACAAGAUUUUCUGGGUCCAGUCGGAAACUCUCGGAACGUGUGUGAUGCUCCUGGCGAUGGAAGAACACAAUGAUCUUGCUGAUCCUGUACCUGUUCUUGAUGAAUACAGCAAGGCCGAGUUGGCUUCUUUUUACGAAAAACUCUGGAUUCACAGCUGGAAGUAUUCCAUAGAUCACAUAUACGGCUCGUGGCGCCGCAGGCUAUCACGAGAUCACGUACCUUACUUUUCAAAAAAGACAAAGCUGUCGCUUUGUGUAGACCCGGACUUUCACAUGAUGGGCGCUUUCUCUGCCGGUUGCCGCGCACUCGAACGACGAAGAAAACAAGUUGACAAGUCUGUGCAAGGCAGUAUCAAAAAUUGAAUUUAGUGACAAUCCUAGUCGAGCUCGACCCGGUGGUGGUCCGUACAGAAAAAAUAAGCCCAUCGGAAUCGAUCUUCUGAUCCAC
Molecule: messenger RNA, 1776 nt
Organism: Amoebophrya sp. A120
Lineage: Eukaryota; Dinophyceae; Syndiniales; Amoebophryaceae
Source: the annotation of a GenBank genome assembly